Phytophthora infestans T30-4 is the source of this 3216-nucleotide messenger RNA. RefSeq names its product kinesin-like protein. The transcript has a single exon. The record is from RefSeq and is a predicted model, not a curated record. The coding region runs from base 1 to 3216 and encodes 1071 amino acids. NCBI's taxonomy places the organism in Eukaryota, Oomycota, Peronosporomycetes, Peronosporales, Peronosporaceae. Gene Ontology annotation, molecular function: microtubule binding; ATP binding; microtubule motor activity. Gene Ontology annotation, biological process: microtubule-based movement.
AUGAGGGCAACUAGCGACUUUAAUGCGUCGUUGCGUCAAUCUCGGAGUCCGAGUAGUACGACACCACGUGCAACUCGAGGCCAUCCGUAUCAAGGGAUGAGUAUCAAUGUGUCUUCGGCUGCCAGUUCACCUUCUAGUAGUGCACGUUCCUCGCCACGUAAUACCUCUUCUCCGAGUAAUACGCGUCGACAGCAACACUACAGUUCACCAGGUGGAUAUCUGCAACGGACAGCGAUUUCCAAUGCCUACAACUCUGGAGGUUCCCGAAGUGAAGAUGCCGAGACGUCGUCAACAACUUCGGAAGGAUUUGUCGAAAGACCGUCGUCUCCAGCUCAUAGUACACACAGCAUCUCGAGUAGUUCGAGUCGAUACAGUGAACGUGGCAGUAAUUUCAAGGUGGUCAUUCGUGUACGACCACCGUUGCCACGUGAACUUCAUGGGGAUCGACCGUUCCAGAACGUCAUCAAUGUGGAUCAACACGGUCACGUGUUGACUGUAUCAGAGAACCUCAGUGCAUUGAGUAAUAGUGGGAAUUCUGAUAACGAGUCUAGUACCCCAGGAGCAUACGGUAGUCACGUGUUCUCGUUCGAUCAUGUGUACGACCAACAAUGUACGCAGAGCACUGUGUACGAGAACACAGCCAAGGCUGUAGUGGAGUCCUCCCUCGAAGGAUACAACGCUACUAUCUUCGCUUACGGACAGACAGGAACGGGUAAGACGUAUACAAUGGAAGGGUUCAAUAGUGGCUCUGGUAGUGUCGAGGAGCGAGGGAUUAUCCCUCGAGCGAUCGAGCAGAUUUUCUGCCACAUCCAAGCAAAUGUGUCCGCACGAUGUCGCUUCCUUGUACGUGCAUCAUAUUUGCAAAUAUACAACGAAUCCAUCUCAGAUCUAUUGAAACCGGAACGAUCCAACUUGACGAUCCGAGAAGACCGUCGUCGUGGCGUGUUUGUUGAGGGGUUAUCGGAAUGGGUAGUACGAUCACCGGAAGAAAUCUACGGUCUGAUGGAACGUGGUGGGGCCAUGCGUGCUACUGGUAGUACAAAGAUGAACGAGCUGUCUUCUCGUAGUCACGCUGUGUUUAUCAUUAUCGCCGAGCAAAGUAAGACAACGUAUGUGGAUUCCAAAGGUAACGACGUAGCACCGGAAGAGUUCAUGACGUUGGUUAACGCCUACCAAGCACGUCACGGUACCACUCCUACGAACGGGAAAGCAUCCAACGGUGCCAAUGGGAACGCAGCAGCGUUGCACCCGAAGCUUGAAGCCAUGGUACGACAGAGUUUUAAGGUUGGGAAGCUGAAUCUCGUCGACCUUGCAGGCUCAGAGCGUGUGCGAUUGUCCGGUGCUACGGGUCAACGACUAGAGGAGAGUAAGAAGAUUAACCAGUCUCUUUCAGCACUUGGAAACGUCAUCUCAGCUCUCACCGAUGCACGUGGACGUCAGCAUAUCCCGUACCGUGAUAGUAAACUCACUCGUAUCCUUGAGGACUCGUUAGGUGGCAACUGUAAGACCACGAUGAUGGCUAUGGUCUCUCCUGCAUUGGAAGCCAUGACCGAGUCGCUGUCGACGCUGAAGUUCGCUAACCGUGCUAAACACAUCAAGAAUGAGGCUCGAGUUAACGAAGAUUUAGAUCAAAAGUCAUUGCUGCGAAAAUAUGAACGAGAACUGAAGCGACUUCGGGCGGAACUGGAGGAACGCUCUCGAAAUGUUGUGGAUAAACGUCGAUUGUUAGAGCUGGAUGAACAACGACGACGUGCAGAAGAAGACAAGAUGGCGGCGAUUCGAGCGCUGGAGGAACGUUCUCGUGAGUUUAUGAGGGAGAAAGAAGAGAAGAAACGUCUUGAACAGCGGAUUUCUGCACUGACUUCUCAAAUGAUGAUGAGUAAUCAGAGACGACUAACACCUUCCGGAUUGAGUUGCGACGGAGAGACGCUUAACGUUGAGGAUCCGUUGAUACGAGAUGCUAUUAAAGAGCAUCAAGAUCGGAUCCGACAAGAAUAUGAAUGUCGUCUUGCUGAUCUGGAGAAGGAACGAGAGACCAUUGAAGAAGAGAAAGCACAAGUGGAUCGAUACAAGCAAUUACUGCUCAAGCAACGUGACAUCAUGAUCGCUCUCACUCAAAGACUCAAUGAACGUGACGAGCAGAUCACUGCGUUGCAGGACGAACUGGACGCUUAUGAUCGUCACCAGAAGGAGCUUGAAGAGAAGCUUGAUGAGAAGACAGCACAUCUCAUUCACUUGCAACGUGUAGCUAUGGAACACAACGCUAGUUCGCCUGGUAAAACUGAUGCUGAGUUGCUUAAGGCGUUGGGAGAUUGGGGUGGAGGUGCAACACAAGCGAAGACGACACCAAUGGCUACAUCUGCAGCUUCUAAACCUCCUACUGAGCUGCUCAUUACACACAAACAAUUCCGACCUCAUCCGGUUGAUCCCGUGAUCAUUAACGAUAACAAUUACAGUAACAACGCUGGACAUUCUCUGCUAUCUGCCGAGGAGAAAAUCCAAGAACUACGUGGGUUAGUUGAUGCUCAAACGGUGGAGCAUCAACGGAUGGCGAAAGAAUUAGAAGAUGUCAAAGCUGAAAAGGUUUCAGUUGAGUUCCAGAUGCGUGAGAAGCUCGAAAAGCUUGUCCAAGUGGAGCUCGAAGCGCGUUCCAAGGACCUCAAUCGCUCGGAUAGUAGAAAUAAGCAACAGCUCGUAAACUUGCAAAGACAAUUAGAAAAAUUGAUGCUGGAGAAUCAACAGCUACAGUCUCGAGCAGCUACUGACGAGCAGACGCAACUACAAGCACGUUGUGAGACGUUAGUGAAGGAGAGACGCGCAGUGCAGACCAUCAUGGAGCACAAGAUCAAGACGCUUGUUACAGCUAUCGGUGAAGCUUCGGAUGCCACGCUUCAGACCGCAGGAGGAGCUGAUAAACUCGGAGAGCCCGCAAAAUGGCUGGCGCGAGAGAUCAACGCUCUUCAAAGACUUGUCAACGCUUCAAUCGUUGCUUUACGUAAUGCUGACGCUGGCAACGGAAAGCCUACAAAGGAGUCUGUUAGUAGCCAACCUACGCCUACGAAUGCACCUACUGGCAUCAGUAGUAAUCGCGACAAACCUGAUACCUCGAGAGCGAUGGCUACGUCGGUAUCGGGUGCUAAUUUGUCAGUAGAUGAACUCAUAGAGCAAAGGAGAGCGCAACUCCAACAGCAACGCGAACGAUACCCCAGUAACUAG